GUGCUGAGGAAGGUGCAGCACCAGGACGCGUUGCAGAUCUCAGACGUGGUGGUGGCCUCUCUGCUCAGAAUGUUCCAGAACACUGCCGGCUCCGGGGGCGUACAGGAGGAUGCGCUCAUGGCCGUCUCAACCUUGGUGGAAGUAUUGGGUGCUGACUUUCAGAAAUACAUGGAUGCCUUUAAACCCUUCCUGGUAAUUGGAUUGAAGAAUUACGCAGAAUAUCAAGUGUGUCUGGCCGCGGUGGGCCUGGUGUGUGACCUGUGCCGRGCCCUGAUGUCCAACAUCCUGCCUUACUGCGACGAGAUCAUGCAGCUCCUGCUGGAGAACCUGGGGAAUGAGAAUGUGCACCGGUCAGUGAAGCCUCAGAUCCUGUCAGUGUUCGGAGACAUUGCCCUGGCCAUCGGCGGAGAGUUCAAGAAGUACCUGGAGAUCGUCCUGGACACGCUGCAGCAGGCGUCGCAGGCACAAGUCGACAAGGUAGAACAGAUGGACACGCACUGUACCACAUUGGCAUCCCCUUGUUUCGUUUGACCCUGACGCCUGUUC
Molecule: messenger RNA, 546 nt
Organism: Salvelinus sp. IW2-2015
Lineage: Eukaryota; Metazoa; Chordata; Actinopteri; Salmoniformes; Salmonidae
Product: importin subunit beta-1
Exons: 4
Coding region: 70-531 (153 amino acids)
Biological process (GO): protein import into nucleus
Cellular component (GO): cytoplasm; nucleus
Molecular function (GO): nuclear import signal receptor activity
Source: RefSeq, a predicted model, not a curated record